Molecule: messenger RNA, 687 nt
Organism: Cyclocybe aegerita
Lineage: Eukaryota; Fungi; Basidiomycota; Agaricomycetes; Agaricales; Hemipholiotaceae
Source: the annotation of a GenBank genome assembly
AAUGGAAUCCUCGACGAAACAUGGGUGUCACUGGCUCAUUUUUAACAGAGAAUAUGCGGGCUUCGGAGCGACCAUCCUCUCAUCCUGCACCCUGAACUUCCAAACACGCGUUUUUUCUGCCCUUCCAGCCAACCUUACAGCCGCCUUCAAGAACCUAUGCAGAUCUUUGCUCGCCCCGCCAGCCGACGACGAAGAUGGCCUGCUGCGUCAGUGGGACUCGUCGAUUCACGCAACAACAUGGCGGAAUUUCGACUUUUUGGGAAUGAUGGAUCGGUACGAGAGCGUCAUCGCAAGUGUCGGUUAUGAGUACAUCGAGCAACAUGUGCUAGAUACCUUCACGGGAGAGUGGUCGAAGCCAAUGUUGGAAGACUUACGGACCUGGAUGUCGGACAAGGUUGUACCGUGGAGUGCCGACGAAGCAAGAACGAUGCUUCAAGGUGUUGGUUCCCGUUUUGACUUCCAUAUCAACAAGACUUUGUGUGAAUUACGGACAAGAGAGAUCUUUACUAUUAUAAUCGACUACCCCGAUUUCGAGAUCCUAAUGACGACGAUCUUCACCCUGUCUUCCUAUCUUACUACUCGAUGGAAGUCCUGGUGCACUAGACGUCAGGUGAUCAUGAAGCGUACGAAUGUUACGGUUGUGGAAGAAGAGAAUUGUCUCAUUCAUGCGUCUCAUGCAUUCAACUA